Aspergillus affinis is the source of this 462-nucleotide messenger RNA. Its product is annotated as DASH complex subunit DAD3 family protein. The record is from RefSeq and is a predicted model, not a curated record. Bases 1 to 462 code for a protein of 153 amino acids. Lineage: Eukaryota; Fungi; Ascomycota; Eurotiomycetes; Eurotiales; Aspergillaceae. Gene Ontology annotation, biological process: attachment of spindle microtubules to kinetochore. Gene Ontology annotation, cellular component: DASH complex; mitotic spindle. The transcript has 2 exons.
AUGUCCACCCCCCUCUCCGAUAACCCCGCAACGACCGCCACGCCGCCGCGGGAUUCCUCCGUGUCUGAAAACCCGCUCCUCCGCGCGUCGAACCCCCACGUCUCCGAUCUCGAGCAGGAGGUGCUAGACGAGUAUAUAAGGUUAUUAGGGAAUGUGAAUAAGCUCUCUGACAAACUCGCCGACCUCUCGGGCGACCCGUCCUCACUGACACUUGACGGUCUACGCCAUCUCGAACGGAAAACCGCGACCGUGUGCACGUUGCUCAAAGCAAGCGUUUACAGUAUCGUGUUGCAGCAGCAGAUCUUUAAUGAGAGUGAGGAGCAGCAACAGCAGCAACAGCAGGAGCAGGAGACGUAUCACAACGGGGACGUCGAUAUGGGAGGAUAUAACGAUCAGUAUCAUCAGGGUGGGAUGAUGUAUGAGGGGGAUGAUGUUAGUUUUGAAGGGGAGAGGUAUACUUGA